GCGGGGCCGCGCCACCGCCGCCUCCCCGGGAGCCGCCAGCCAUGGGCGCUGCACCGCGCUGCCCGCCCUGUGCGCUGCUGGCCCUGGCCGCUGCCAUGGCGCUCCCCGGCCCGCUCCUUCCCGCCCCGGCGCUGCAGCCCCAGCCCGAGCCGCUGCUGCUGCCUCACGGCCCGGGGCACGGCGACGCGGCGCUGGAGCACGGCGACGAUUCGCGCUCGGCGGCGCUGGAGCUGAGCAGGGCGCUGCGCUUCUACGGGGCGGCCGUGCGCUCCCUACACGUUGCCACUAAUGGGAUUAUCGCAGUGAAUGAACCCUCAAAUGAGGAAAAAUAUCUCGGUCAAUUCCCUGUCAGUUUUGGGGCUAUUGCUCCCUUUAUGGCUGAUCUGGAUACAACAGAUGGACGUGGAAAUGUGUAUUACAGAGAAGAUUCAUCCUCAGAGGUCUUGAAACUUGCAUCAGACUACAUCAAAAGGGGGUUUCCUGAAACCACUUUUGAACCCAGCAGUGUUGUUAUUGUUACCUGGAAGCUUGUGGCUCCUUACCAGGGACCUGGAGAAGAUCCUACUUUGGAAGAAAAGAGAAACACAUUCCAGGCUGUUUUAGCCUCAUCCGAUUCCAGUUCCUAUGCUAUUUUCCUUUACCCAGAAGACAGUUUGCAGUUCUAUAGUACAUACUCCAAGAAUGAUGAUGGGAAGAUUCCUGCUAUGGUUGGCUUUAGUCAAGCCUCCACAAACUACUACUUCUGGGAAAAGCCGGGAUCCUACAAUAUCAUCGCUAAUGAUGAAGACAGCAUUAGAAACUUGCACAAAAGCAGCAAUGCUGGGAAGAAAGGAGUCUGGGUGUUUGAGAUUGGUAGCUCGUCUGACAGUAUUGUGCCUGCCAAGAUCAGCAAUGUUCUGGAGAGCCUAGAGUCCAGUGAACAAGACCAGGAGAUGACCUCAAAACCAUUUAUGUCAGACUAUGGCUCCACUGAAAUAAGACAACAGUAUGUCACCAGCAGUAUGGACAGUAUAGAAGAGGAUCAGCAUGUGACGUAUAGCGUUCCUCAGUUAGCUGCGGAAGACUUGGUAACUUCAUACCAAGAUAUAACAGGAACACCUUCAACUGAGUCUUUUUACAGUCAUCAAGAUUUCCCAACAGCAAAAGCUCCACCUCGCCAGUUCCCGGCCCAGCAGUUCCCACCGCAGGAACCCCAGGUCAUAGAUGUGGAAGAAUUUGAUGAAACUGGUAUCGUGUUCCGCUACCACACAGAUGUCCAACAGACCUGUGCUAACAAUCGCCACCAGUGCUCUGUUCAUGCUAUUUGCAAAGAUUACCCCAAUGGAUUUUGUUGCAGUUGUAUUGCUGGUUACAAAGGAAACGGCAGACAAUGUGUAGCAGAAGGUUCCCCUCAGAGAGUCAAUGGGAAAGUCAAAGGAAGAAUCUUUGUAGGAAAUAACCCUGUGCCAGUUACAUUUGAGAACACUGAUCUCCACUCCUACGUUGUGAUGAACCAAGGACGUGCCUACACUGCUAUCAGCACAAUCCCAGAGACCUUGGGGUAUUCUUUAUUGCCUCUUGCCUCUAUUGGAGGUAUAAUAGGAUGGAUGUUUGCUGUGGAACAGCAAGGAUAUAAAAAUGGAUUCAGCGUUACUGGUGGCGAGUUUACACGGCAAACAGAAGUUACUUUUCUUGGUAACAAUGAGAAGCUGGUUAUAAAGCAGAAAUUCAGUGGAAUUGAUGAGCAUGGUCACCUUACUAUCAGCACAGAAAUGGAGGGCAGAAUACCUGAGAUCCCCUCUGGUGCAUCAGUUCAUAUUGAACCAUACACUGAACUCUAUCACACUUCUAGUUCUGUGAUCACUUCCUCGUCCACCAGAGAGUACACAGUGACAGAGCCAGAAAGGGAUGGGGUUGCUUCCACAUACACAGGUGCCUAUCAGUGGCGACAGACCAUCUCCUUUGAUGAAUGCAUUCAUGAUGAGUCGUUACAUGCUACUUCUGCUACUCAGCAGCUCUCAGUGGACAGUGUAUUUGUGCUGUAUAACAGGGAUGAGCAAAUUCUGCGAUACGCUAUGAGUAAUUCCAUCGGCCCAAUCAGUGAUGGUUCUGCUGAUAUUAACCGAAAUCCUUGCUACACGGGUACCCAUAAUUGUGACACCAAUGCAAUAUGUCGUCCAGGAACUGGAAAUCGUUUCUUCUGUGAAUGUUCGAUUGGCUUCCGUGGAGAUGGAAACGUUUGUUAUGAUGUUGAUGAAUGUUCAGAGCAACCAGCUCUAUGUGGCAGCAAUGCAGUUUGCAAUAACCAGCCAGGAACGUACCGAUGUGAGUGUGUAGAUGGAUACCAGUUUGCAGCAGAUGGACAGACUUGUGUUGAUACAGACGAAUGUCAACAGGGCCGCUGUCAUCCUGAUGCUUUCUGCUACAACACUCCUGGGUCCUUCAGCUGCCAGUGUAAGGCAGGUUAUCAUGGGGAUGGUUUCCAGUGUGUAUUAGGAGGAGUGGAAAAGACCAGAUGUCAGCAUGAGCAAGAAGUAGCUCUUGCAAGCGGAGGCGCCUUCUUCCAAAGAGAGAUGAGAGUGGCUCAGUUCGUUCCUCAGUGUGAUGAGCAUGGCAAUUACCUGCCCACUCAGUGCCAUUCCAACACUGGUUAUUGCUGGUGUGUGGAUAGGGAUGGAAAUGAGAUUGAUGGCACCAGAAGUGGCCCAGGAGUUCAACCACCAUGUCUGAGCACAGCUGCUCCUCCUGUUGCUAUUGGGCCCUCUGUUCGACCAGACACGAUACCUCUGCCUCCAGGAACACACUUGCUCUUUGCCCAAAGUGGGAAAAUUGAGCAUGUUCCACUAGAGGGAAACAAUAUGAAGAAAAACGGUGCAAAAGCACUCUUGCAUAUUCCAGACAAAGUUAUUAUUGGAGUUGCUUAUGAUUGCAUGGACAAGAUGGUUUAUUGGACAGACAUCAGUGGCCCUUCGAUCAGCAGAGCUAGCCUGCAUGGUGGGGAGCCAACAACCAUCAUCAAAACAGACUUGGGAAGCCCUGAGGGGAUAGCUGUAGAUCAUCUGGGUCGCAACAUCUUCUGGACUGACUCCCAACUCGAUAGAAUAGAAGUGGCUAGGCUGGAUGGGCGCCAGCGUCGCAUCCUUUUUGACACUGGCCUGGUGAACCCCAGAGCAAUUGUUGUGGAUCCUGUGAGAGGAAACUUGUACUGGACUGACUGGAACAGAGAAGCUCCUAAAAUUGAAACCUCAUACAUGGAUGGCACAAACAGAAGAAUACUCGUUAAGGAUGAUCUGGGAUUACCAAAUGGGCUGACAUUUGAUCCUUAUUCCUCAAUGCUGUGUUGGGUAGAUGCAGGUACAAAGAAACUGGAAUGCAUGAACCCUAAUCAGUUUGGUCGACGAAAGAUUGUUGAAGGAAUUCAGUAUCCUUUUAGUGUUACAAGCUAUGGGAAGAAUUUAUACUACACAGACUGGCGCAGGGAUGCUGUUGUAGCAGUGGAUCGCAUGGUUUCGAUAGAAAAUGAUAACUUCCAGCCUCACAAGCGCUCCCGUCUCUAUGGAAUCACUACAGCCUUUGCUCAGUGCCCAGGAGGACACAAUUACUGCUCAGUGAAUAAUGGUGGUUGUACUCACCUCUGCCUGGCUACCCCAGGAGGCCGUACUUGCCGCUGCCCUGACAACACAGUUGGAGUGGAUUGCAUAGAAAGAAACUGAGUAUUAAAACAAGCUUUCCAGUGGCAGGCACUUUCUGGGAAUGUGCUGUAAACAAUUCACUUCUAUAAAUACAAUCAGGCCCUAAAGAUAAAUGCUGCGUGCUGCUGACAGCAAGCAACAAUGCAUGUAUGCAGACACACAGGCAAUGACUGUUGUAGCAGUUAGGCAAGACAGAGCUAGCCAGCUUGGGUCCAACUGUAUCUUAUUCCCUGUAAUACUACCUUCAUGCUUUUAAAUUUAAACAUGGAGGCCUUAGUUGCACCUGUGCUAGGCUAGGAGGAAGUGUGUCCUGACAAAAUUGAAGUACUGAAUAUAGAAUGGAGUAAAGGAUGGUGGGAUUCUGAGACUGGGUUGUACCUCGAAGCAUGCAGCAGUUAUCUGCACAGUGGUAUGGUGUGCUUAGCCCUUCACAUGUGUGAUCACAUACGUGACUGGGCUGUAUCUUUAGCAGAGAAGCAGCCAGAGGUUCCCAAGGAUGAAUAGAUGUGGAUGGGAACACCCAGUAAUAUCACAGAUAUAAUGCCUAACUCCAUUCAUUCCCGCUACUAGUCUUUACACUUUCAAAACUUGAAUCUAAAUUUUUGAUUCUUGUGUUGCAGAAAUACUUUAUCCACAUGCUGUAAGGGUAGUUCUCACUAACCUCGUGAUCCCUUUCCACAGCAUGUAAUUCUUGAUAGAUAGUCAGCACUGCUUAGUGGAUGUAUUUGAAGUUUUUGCUGAUUUUCAGAGAUUUAUUUUAAUUCUGUCUGAUGUGGAUUCUGGAGUAGUUUCCUAAAAUCCACUAAACAAACUUUAGACAUAGAUCUCAAUUGCUGAUAGUUCAUCAAAGAAUGGAUGUUGAUUCAUUUGGAGAUGUCUGUUUUUUUUAAAGAGAGAAAGUCAUAUUUGUUUCCUGAGAAGUUUAAAAAUAAUAUUUCUAUGUUUGAUUCUAUAAGCCUGAGAAUGAUCUUAGAACUUCAUCAUAGCUAUCUUUCUUCUUAAGCUAGCCACAUCAUGCCUUGUCAUAGGUGAUGAGAAACAUGAGAGUUAAAAAUCUCAUUUCCAGAAAGGUCAGCUGUGUCUUGGUGCUUAAAAGACAAAAGGUGGUGAUGCCCCAUUUGUGUGCCAGUGUUCAGUAAUAGCAAAAAGGUAUGUUGAAAGUCUAAGCAAAAUUGUAGCAUGUUUUCAACAUCACAAAUGAGUUUGGAGAUAGGAGGCAAAAUCAAAAUUCAUAUUCUUAAUGUCAAAGUAUCAGUACAAAGCCAAGAGUGAAGUUUAUCUUCUACAGUUUGUGUUGGGAAGGAAGCUUACGUGCAAGCCUACUUCUAUCAGCACACAUUUCACAACAAUGUGGUCUGAGCAGUAAGCUAUUAACACCCCAGUUUCCCCACUCCCUCUUCAGGCACUACAGUUAAGCUUCCUAGAGAGCCAAUUAAGCUUCAUACAGAGCCACAGUCUUAACUAUGGCAUCUUCCUCUUUAAUUGUAUAUUUAUCAUAAAAAUAGCAAUGUAAACAUUUUAAAGAUGUUUUUGUAUAACUUUUUAUAACUUUUAAAUCAUUUUACUCAUACACUUAAUCAGGAAUGUCUUACUGUAAAUAUCAAAAAUGUGUUGAAAUGAAGGUGCUUGAUAAUUCUUUCUCCAGAAUUGUUCACAUAUCUGGUGAAAUAUUAAAGUUUACACUCUGUACAGAUAUCUACAGUACAGUCAAUAAAAAUGUGUUUUUUUUUUAAUUUUCUGUUUAAAAAAAAAAAGUCCUGCCUGCAGAAGGAAUAUGGUACGUGGUGUCUCAAAUCUCUUCCUAUAGAUUUCUGGGUUUUAACUAGCUCUCAUAUCUGUUGAUGAUGCAACCGUAUAGGGGAGAAAGUGCUGUUGGAGAUUUUGUAUUUUAAAGCCAAUAGGAUACUUUUAUGUAAAACAAAUGGGAGAGCACUAAAAGAACAUACAAUUUCCUCUGUUUUGUGACUUGG
This is a messenger RNA of Cygnus atratus (black swan), 5641 nucleotides long. It is a transcript of the gene NID1, whose product is annotated as nidogen 1. The coding region runs from base 42 to 3692 and encodes 1216 amino acids. Gene Ontology annotation, biological process: cell-matrix adhesion. Lineage: Eukaryota; Metazoa; Chordata; Aves; Anseriformes; Anatidae. The transcript is spliced from 19 exons. The record is from RefSeq and is a predicted model, not a curated record. Gene Ontology annotation, molecular function: calcium ion binding.